AUGUUUUUCACUGCCCGCUUCCAGGCACUCCUGGCCACGCUGCAAGGCAGGAUGCUGCUCACCUUCCUGGUGGUCCUCGGGCCACCAGUGAGAGCCCGGAAGGAAUCAAGACAUGAGCGGCUCCCACUAGUCACCCGAGCUGGGGAUGGAGGUAAGCUGACAAGCCAGGAAACCACCAGCACUAACAAGAUGCUGCCAGGUCUCCCCAAAAUAAGGAGGGGCGACCUUGGCUCUGGGGAAGGGUCUCAUCCAGACAAAGCCAGUCCGUCGCUGCCAGAGGGGUCAGCAAGGAAAGCACUGCCCUGGCCGAUCAGCCCGGCCACCAAGAGAUCUGCUCCCAGGAAAAAGGGGAGGAAGGUGUCCCUGUCACUUGAUGUCCACACACACUUACUGAAAAUCCUGCUCGACCUGGCCAGAGAGAAGGAGCAACAGGACAAGGCAGCCGCCAAUGCCGAGCUGAUGGCCCGGCUGGGGCGCAGGAGAUGAACUCCCCUGGCUGGGACAUGCCUGCACAGGCAGGGCCGGAGAGGGCAGCGGUGCUGCCAGGGGCACAGAUGGAGGGAAGCGUGGAGUGGCACUGGUGUGCCUGCAGGGGGCUGUGGACACAGCAUCUCCUCCCCCUGGUCCCGGUGCUCGUGGCACAAGCAGCAGCCACGGUUGGAUUUGGUUUAAUAACCGUCACCUCAGCACCACUGGAGAAGACACA
This is a messenger RNA of Empidonax traillii (willow flycatcher), 706 nucleotides long. RefSeq names its product urocortin-3-like. The transcript has 2 exons. The record is from RefSeq and is a predicted model, not a curated record. The coding region runs from base 1 to 486 and encodes 161 amino acids. Gene Ontology annotation, molecular function: hormone activity; corticotropin-releasing hormone receptor 2 binding. Gene Ontology annotation, biological process: digestion; hormone-mediated signaling pathway; adenylate cyclase-activating G protein-coupled receptor signaling pathway. Lineage: Eukaryota; Metazoa; Chordata; Aves; Passeriformes; Tyrannidae. Gene Ontology annotation, cellular component: extracellular region.